UUUCAAUGUCGCCCUGAGGUUUUAGGAUAGAAGAGGAGGCUAAAAGCCAAGGAUACCCUCUGCGUUUUCAGCCCAGUGAUCCCCGUUGGUAGACCACUGACAAAUAGUCAAAAUGCUCAGUGUUCUCACUGCAAGGCUGCUCACGUGUCUGGAUUACCAUUACCACGUCACUGAGGAAGACAGCAAACUGAGGCUUGCCCAAGAUCAAAGGACUUGCCCAAGAUCACUCACCUCUAAAACCAAGGCAUGCUGAACCCAACCACGUUCAGGCCCAUGUUGGGCCUCCUACAAUUGUAUUAUUCGCUGCCUCUCUUCCAAGCUCUCUCUGCAGUGUGGGUUGGAGACGCGGCUGUGAGCUCAGGAGCCCUGUGUUCACCAGGCUUGUCACUUUCAUCUCCCGCAAUACACUGAACUUUUCUAACUCAGUUUUCCCGCACGCAGAACGUGGGAAAUAAAGCCCACAUCUCACAGCUUUGCGUUCAGGAUCACAGGCGAGGAAAGCUCUUCGGAAACUGCAAAGCGCCCUACGAAUAACCUCCGCAACAGGCAUUCACACUCGAGCUCCCCCACUUCCCAGUCCCGGGAGACGCUCCCGUCUCCGCCCACCUCCUAGGCGGCGCGGCACCGGGUAGGAAGGAGGAUUAACCCCUGGGCGCCUGUCUGGGCGUUUCUCCAGGCGGCCGGGGAGGAGUUCCGCCUCUCGCCCCCGCCCCGCCGCUGGGCUCCCUGGCGCCCGCACUCGCGCUCUCGGAGUCCCUCUCCCGCCCAGGCCCCUGCUGGCUGCGCUCCCUCGGUCCGGCACUGCACGCGGGCGGCCCGCCAGGAUGCAGGCCGCGCACAAGGAGCACCUGUACAAGCUGCUGGUGAUCGGCGACCUGGGCGUGGGCAAGACCAGCAUCAUCAAGCGCUAUGUGCACCAGAACUUCUCCUCGCAUUACCGGGCCACCAUCGGCGUGGACUUCGCGCUCAAGGUGCUCCACUGGGACCCUGAGACAGUAGUGCGCCUGCAGCUCUGGGACAUCGCAGGUCAAGAAAGAUUUGGAAAUAUGACAAGGGUCUAUUACAGAGAAGCUAUGGGCGCAUUUAUUGUCUUCGAUGUCACCAGGCCAGCUACAUUUGAAGCAGUGACAAAGUGGAAAAAUGAUUUGGACUCAAAGUUAAGUCUUCCUAAUGGCAAACCAGUUUCAGUGGUUUUGUUGGCCAACAAAUGUGACCAGGGGAAGGAUGUGCUCACGAACAAUGGCCUCAAGAUGGACCAGUUCUGCAAGGAGCAUGGUUUCGUAGGAUGGUUUGAAACAUCAGCCAAGGAGAAUAUAAACAUUGAUGAAGCCUCCAGAUGCCUGGUGAAACAUAUACUUGCAAACGAGUGUGACCUGAUGGAGUCCAUUGAGCCGGAUGUCGUGAAGCCCCAUCUCACAUCACCCAAGAUUGUCAGCUGCUCCAGCUGUGCCAAAUCCUAGUAGGCUUCUUUGCUGGCAUAUGAUGGAAAUAAUCCCAUUUAUCUCAUGUCUCAGUUCUUACCAAUUUGAGUAAAUGU
Molecule: messenger RNA, 1537 nt
Organism: Prionailurus viverrinus (fishing cat)
Lineage: Eukaryota; Metazoa; Chordata; Mammalia; Carnivora; Felidae
Gene: RAB38
Product: RAB38, member RAS oncogene family
Exons: 3
Coding region: 825-1460 (211 amino acids)
Biological process (GO): vesicle-mediated transport
Cellular component (GO): trans-Golgi network; Golgi apparatus; vesicle
Molecular function (GO): GTPase activity; GTP binding
Source: RefSeq, a predicted model, not a curated record